Molecule: messenger RNA, 606 nt
Organism: Hydatigera taeniaeformis
Lineage: Eukaryota; Metazoa; Platyhelminthes; Cestoda; Cyclophyllidea; Taeniidae
Source: the annotation of a GenBank genome assembly
AUGUCCGGUAAUGUUCUGCCACGAGCGGUUUUGAAGGUUCCUCUGUCGUUGGGUAUUGGUAGAUAUGUAUGCCAGUUGAAAAGAAUCACUUUUAAGUUUUGCAAAUCUCGAAGUGAUAGUCUGGGUGUUCGUGAUUUCAUUGAAAACCAGGUUGUCAGUUUCGCCCGAUCAAAUCCAUCUGUGGUUUUUUAUGUUAAGCCUCGGAGGCACAGGGCACCUCUUCUCGUCGCCGAAUAUCGCAAGUUUAUAGCUGUCUAUUUUGCUAUGAACGGAAACUGGCAGUAUUUGAGGAUGGCGAAAAUGUCCUCGCAGGAGAUAGCUGCGUGGGUCCAAUUUAUGAUCACCCGUUCAGGUGAAAACAUUAUGCCAAUAUACAAACCGCGAAGUAGCUACAUGCCAUCCAUACAGGGCAUGUGGUCCCCUUAUGACACUCCGGAUCUGCCAGAUUCUCUAAUGACACCCUCAGAGAUCAUCGAGAAUCUUCGAGAGCUUUCAGCUUGUAACUUCCCAUGGGAGCAGUCCGCACAAGAUUAUCUUCAGCAACUUCAUGAGCGGAGGCAAAGACAGCAAAAAGAUUCACCUUGCCAAGUUACAACUUCACUGUAG